CCGACGCCAAAUCAGAGUCGGUAAUCUCAGAUUUCACUGUAGUUGACUAUAUAAAGCAGAGUCUCUUCAAACGAAGAAGCGGAAGGUCGUUUUUGUCUGCGGCUUUACUGCGUCGUUCGAGCUAGGGUUCCUCCUCCGAUCUGCGGAAGUCAAAUCCACCAUGUCCACCCACUCAAAAUCCAGCGUUUACAUAGGUAAUUUGGACGAGCGAGUGAGUGAUAGAGUUUUGUAUGAUAUUCUCAUUCAGGCAGGGAGGGUGGUAGACCUGCACAUUCCGCGAGACAAAGAAACCGAUAAGCCUAAAGGUUUUGCUUUCGCAGAAUAUGAAUCUGAGGAGAUUGCUGACUAUGCUGUUAGGCUCUUCACUGGUCUUGUCACUCUCUACAACCGGACACUCAAGUUUGCGAUCUCUGGGCAAGACAAGCCCUCGCAUAAUACUACUUCUAUGGUGACAUCCACACACAAUUUUCCUCACAAACUGAGGUCCACCCCUGUACCAAUUAACAGUAUGGAAAACUCUCCGAAUUCCGUGGGUAUAUUGACACCCAGAAUUUCAGACUAUCCCCCAGAGCCCACUCCCCCUGGUGUAAAUAACCAAUCUAAUGGGUAUGGAUUACAUUUCAAUGGCAACAAUUACGAUUAUAGUCGAAGAGUUAUUGGGGCAACACUGGAUACCAUUAGUCGCACUAGGUCACGCCGCUAUGAUAUGAGCAACCCAAUCUCCUAUCCUUCUUACUAGAAUUUAAUACGAAGAUGAAUAGGUAUCUGACCUUUUCCAUGGGUAAUACUUCUGGUAAAUUAUCCACUUCAGUCUACUUCGCGUUGGGGUAUUUAAUGGGUAAAUGGAAGUAAGCUAGUUUGUUUUGUCAAUGCUCACUAUGCUAAUUCAUAGGUGUACUCAGGUAUGUAUAUUUGUUGUGCUUCAUAUGUUUAGACUUGAGAAGUGGUAGUUCUGUUUGCUGUAGUUGUAGUUUCAUUAUUUAAUAGUACGAUGCUUAUCUUCAGAACACUGACACUGAACUUUGGGAUUCGAUGAUUUGUUAAAAAAACCCCUUCAAAACAUCUUUACAUUAAUAUCUUCUUAAUGUUAGAUUUUAUUUCAUGUUAUUUU
Molecule: messenger RNA, 1111 nt
Organism: Malus domestica (apple)
Lineage: Eukaryota; Viridiplantae; Streptophyta; Magnoliopsida; Rosales; Rosaceae
Molecular function (GO): RNA binding
Source: RefSeq, a predicted model, not a curated record